Zingiber officinale is the source of this 7794-nucleotide messenger RNA. RefSeq names its product histone-lysine N-methyltransferase ATXR3-like. The coding region runs from base 347 to 7411 and encodes 2354 amino acids. Gene Ontology annotation, molecular function: protein binding. The transcript is spliced from 20 exons. The record is from RefSeq and is a predicted model, not a curated record. NCBI's taxonomy places the organism in Eukaryota, Viridiplantae, Streptophyta, Magnoliopsida, Zingiberales, Zingiberaceae.
AGCAAGAUUUAAUAAAACAUUGCAAUUCUUUCGUCGUCUCCCCCGCGCGUGCGACAGAGCGGGCGAUCCAACAAGGUAACGGCGAAGUAGGGCGCCGGAAGCCACUAGAAGCGGAAAAGCCGGAGGAAGAGAGCGGCAUCACCUCCGAUUCGGCAUCACUUCCUCCGCAGAUUCCCGGAUCGACAACUCCGCUCCAUCGAUCUCCUGCCGGGUUUCGAUCUUGGAGCUCGGAUGCAGGCAGUGCUGACCUCGAGAUGAGCGUUGAGAGCCCCGGAGCAGUCAGAGGGUAGGGUUUUGACUGCUCGGGUCUAUCUCUGGACCCCGAUCUAGGGUUCCCGUGAAUUCCAUGGGAGAGGGGGGAGUCGCGUGUGCACCCUCGCAGCGAAUCAUGGAGCGCCUCCCGAUUCCGGAGUCACUCUGUGGGGGCAAAUACAUGCUGGCUUCGAAUCCCUUUACGACGGAAAAGUGUGCGAGGAAUGGCGAGAGGAAAGGUGAGUCUGGUGGUGAAAAAGAUCUGAAGCUGGAUAAGAAGGUGGAGUUGGAAAAAGGGGAGUUUGUGCUGGAGAAGCAUCGGAAAGGGGAGUUGGAGGAAGGGGAACUCCUUAAUGGGGAAUUGGAGAAGGAGGAGCUCCGAAAUGGUGAAAUUGAGAAGGGAGAGUUUGUUCCCAGGAAAUUAUGGAAAAGUGAGGUUGUGGUGGGAGGAAGACGAUUGGGAGAUGAAGUGGCAAGAGGAGAAUCAUUUUCAGAUCGACGGAGCAAAUCAGAGCUGGAAAGAGGGGAGUUUGUUCCAGAUAAAUGGAAGAGAGCAGCAGAACCGGAUAAGACACAGGGUCACUCAAGCAAAGGAAGGAAGGCCGAUGUGGAUAAAAAUGAAGUACUAGAGAGAUUGCGGAAGCAUGACUGGGAUUAUUCCCCAGAGAGCAGUCACCAGAGAAGUGAUAGACGCCCAAGUGAUAUUGACUCUAGGAAGAGACCAUCAUUGAGAUGGGAUGGUGGUGCGUCUGACAGGGAUGCUAGGAAAUUGUCAGGUGAGGUUAAGCAUGAUAGACAGCAUUCUAAUUUGUCUGAUCAUUCAGGAUCAAGGACUACUCGGAGGGCUGAAGAAGUUAAUCGCUCUGGUAAUUCUUAUAGAUGCCAUAGAACUGAAUCUUCCUCUGCUUCCAGCAAGUAUUCGUCUUCUAGGCUCACUGAUCCAUCCUUUUCUUCUGGAGGUACUCAUGAUAGACAAUGCCGCAGUCCAGGCCAUUCAGAGAAGUCAUCAAAAGAGCACAGCCACCACUCUGACAGCAAAGACCAUAGUCCUCGAUGCAUCAACUGGUCCCCACAUGAGAAGAGUCGCCGUUUUGAUCAUAGGGAUCACACUCCGAGCCGUUCCAACCGAUCUCCACAUUCACGGGUUCGUCACCAUGGCCACAGAGACCGAACUCCAAUGCACUCAGAGCGGUCACCACAUCCACAUGAUAUCCGACAUUCUGCUGAUCAUCGAGAAUCAAGCAAGAAAAAUAAAGUUAGUGAAAAGCUUCAAUCCAGCAGAAAUGAUGACAGAGUGGGAGGAAAGGAUCAUGGUGAAAAAAAUAUAAUUAAUUGUAAGUCAAAUAAGAGCAAUGCUGACAGAAGUAUUGCUGAUAAACUCAGCAAGGAAAAGCUGUUACAGAAUUCAAAUAGACAGUCUAUUGAGAUUCCACCUCCUCCUCCACCACCUCAUCUUCCUCCUCCUCCUCCUCCACCUGUUCUUCCUCCGCCACCACCUUCCACUCCAGGAGCAUUUGAAGAUGCAUCAUCAAUGGAAGAGGAUAUGGAUAUAUCAGAUACUCCACCCCGUGAUCCCAUAUCAUCUGAUUUUGAUGCUGGAAAAUGGUUUUAUCUUGAUCAUUUUGGCACUGAACAAGGACCUUCAAAGUUAGUUGAUCUGAAAUGGCUAGUGGAUAAUGGAGUCCUCCUUUCUGAUCAUCUGAUAAAGCAUGCUGACAGUGAUAGGUGGGUUACUGUCGAAAAUGCAGUUUCCCCCUUGGUGACAAUAAACUUUCCCUCUAUUGUAUCAGAUGUUGUAACCCAGAUGGUAAGUCCUCCAGAAGCCCCAGGGAAUUUGUUAGUUGAUGCUGCAGUUCUAUGUCAGGAAACAUCCAAUUCCAUGCCUCUGCAACAGGAUUUUGGUACAGAUGAACCUUCAAUUCUACCAGAACCUAUCCAAGCUUACCAUAUAGAUGAGAGGGUAGAAAUGUUGUUGGAUGGUUACAGUAUUGUAGAUGGAAAAGAGCUUGAGAUUAUUGGAGAAGCACUGAGUACAUCGUUUGGGUAUGUGGACUGGGAGAACUGGUGUCAAUCCGAAGGUUUCUCGCGAUUCAAGGCUCAAACACCAUUACCAUACCCAAGAAAUGGAGUUGCUAUAGAUCAAGAAAACUUCUCAACACAAAUGACUGAAAUCAGGCCAGUUUUUGCACCUUCAGAGAUGGAUCAUUUUGUUCCUGGUGGUAGUUGUAGUGAUUGGUUUUCUGGGAGGUGGUUUUGCAAAGGUGGUGACUGGAAGAGAAAUGAUGAGGUUAACCUCGAACGAUCUUGCAGACGGAAAUUUGUAAUCAAUGAAGGUUAUCCUCUUUGUAAGAUGCCAAAGUCUGAUAAUGAGGAUCCUCGUCGGCAAAGAAAGGACGAUCUCUAUUAUCCUUCCCGGAGUAAAAGGCUUGAUCUGCCAGUAUGGAGUUUUGCAUCAUCUGAUGACAAUAGUGAUAAUGGUAAUGAUUCAAGUAAAAAUGCAGUUGCUAGCAGAUCAAUCCAGACUAAGCCUUUGCCCCUUAGGGCUAUGAAGGGUAUAAUUCUUCCUGUAGUUCGAAUAAAUGCUUGUGUUGUAAAUGAUCAUGUUUCUUCAGAACCUUCUGGAAAGGUUAGAAGCAUUGAGUUGCACCCUUCAAGAUCUUCGCGAUCACACUCUAGUUGUGAAAGGAAUUUGCUUCGUGAAGAGCCCUCUCGUUCAAAGAAGGCACAUGAACAUGACCUACAGAUGCUGCAUCGAUGCCAGGCUGUCCUCAAUGUUCCAAGGGAUCGGAUUUGCACUAUCGAUGAUUUAUCUGUUGAUCUAGGUGAUUGGUUCUAUCUAGAUGGUGCUAGCUGUGAACAUGGACCUUUCUCAUAUUUGGAAUUGCAAGAUUUAGUUGGUAAAGGUACUAUAUUGGAGCAUAGCAGUGUCUUUAGGAAGAAUGACAAUACUUGGCUUCCAAUAACUAAGAAACUGAUAUCUUCCAAACCUAUAAAUACUGAAGAUGGGGCAGGCACACCAUCUGAAAAAGGUUGUUAUACCCUUGAGCAGUCAUUGCUAAACAGUGCUAGUAGUGCUUCUCAUUCACUUCAUGACUCACAUCCUCAGUUUGUUGGCUUUACACGCGGUAAGCUGCAUGAACUUGUCAUGAGGUCAUAUAAGAACCGGGAGUUUGCUGCUGCUAUCAAUGAGGUUUUGGAUCCAUGGAUCAUUGCAAAGCAACCAAAGAAGGAAAUGGAUAAACAUUUCCCAUUUAACUCAGCUAUCACAAAAAGCUCAGCUGUGUUAGCUCAUAAUUUGUCAAGCAAUACUAUCUGGAAAUCAGAGGAUGUGAUGUACCAUGAUGGAAAAAGACCUCGAUUGCUCAUUGGGGAUAGUGAUGAGGACUCUGAAAUGGGGGAGGCUAUACUGAUGAAAGAGAAGCUUGAUUUAUCGUUUGAGGAUUUAUAUUGCGAAUCUGAUAUCUUUGCGGAUAUUGUUACUACUUCACUGGCAGAGAAUGAAAACUGGGGUCUGUUGAAUGCACCUAUUCUUGCUAGGACAUUUCACUUCCUAAAGAGUGAUAUGAAGUCUCUUGUCUACUCUGCUGCAACAUGUAAACAUUGGAAUACAUCAGUAAAUUUUUACAGAAAUAUCUGCAAAAAUGCUGAUUUGUCCUCCGUCGGACCAAAGUGUACAGAUGCUGUAUUUCGCAUGCUUAUGGGUGGUUUUGGCAGGAAAAAUCUUACAUCCAUAAGUUUAAUGGGCUGUGUCAAUGUUACUACUAGUGUUGUUGAAGAGGUCCUCCAGCUGUUUCCACACAUAUCUUUUGUUGACAUCAGAGGAUGCUGUCAGUUUAAAGAAUUACAAAUUAAAUAUCCAAAAGUUAUGUGGAUAGGAAGAUCAGGUUCAGCCAAAACAAAAUUUUUUGAGGAAUCUCAUUCAAAAACGAGAAGCCUAAGGCAGAUAGCUGAAAACAAUUUCCCAUUGUCGAGAACUUAUCGCUCCUUGAAUGGUUAUCUGGAUGAUUCUGAUGAUCUAGGAAAUUUUGCCAUUGACGAGCCUAAUUCCUUCAAUAGAAACAGUAUUUCAGGCCUCCAGUUCAAGCAGGGGUUUUACAAGCGACCCAAGUUACUUGAUUCUAGAAGGUCUUCAGAACUUCUAUCUAGGGAUGCACAAAUGAGACGUUGGUUGCAUAGGAAGUCUGAGAAUAGUUAUAAAAAGAUGGAGGAGUUUAUUGCCAGUAGUUUGAGGAGUAUCACAAGGGGGAGCAAGUCCGAAAUCUUUAUACCUAAAAUUUCAAAAAUUGAAGAUAGGAUGAAAAGUGGUUAUUAUGUGCGACAUGGCUUGAGCUCUAUCAAGGAUGAUAUUAGUCGGAUGUGUUGUGAUGCGUUUAAAUCAAAAAGACAGAAUGAUGGAGACAUGAAAAAGAUUAUCUUUUAUUUCCUUCAAUUGAUAAAGAAGUUGGACAACCCAAGGUUGAUUAGUGAAAGAGAUGAGAUGGCAAAGGCAGCCAAAGACAAUUCUGAUGCAGGAGCAUAUAUAUCUGAAAAAUACAAAAAGAAACAAAAUAGGACUUUGGGUGAAAAGAAGGCCACAAAUAAGAGUGCAUUUUAUUGCGAUGGAGGAACAGAUAAUAAAGCUUCUGCAUUUGAUCGUGAAAUUAAAAGGAGUCUCUCCAAACUAAAGAAGAGAGAUAUGGAUUCUGAAAGUGAAACAUCUGAAGAGCAUGAAAAUGAUUUCUCUGAUGAAGAUGAAAGGAGUGAAGAUGAGAGUACUGCUUCUGAUACGGAAAGUGACAUGGAAGUUCAUACAGGAAAUUCAACAUGGGAGUCAAGAGGAGAUUUCUUCUGCAAAUUGGAGGAGUCCAUUGAGUCAGCAGCAAUAUAUGACCGGGAAUGGGGUGCUCGCAUGACUAAAGCUGGCCUUGUUCCUCCUGUUACUAGAAAGUAUGAAAUCAUUGACAAAUAUCUUAUUGUAGCAGACAGGGAGGAAGUACGAAGGAAAAUGCAAGUUGCAUUACCUGAUGAUUACUCUGACAAACUAUUGGCACAAAAGAAUGGUAUUGAGGAGUCAGAUAUGGAAAUCCCUGAGGUUAAGGAAUAUAAACCCAGGAAAUCUCUUGGAGUUGAAGUUAUAGAGCAAGAAGUAUAUGGCAUAGAUCCUUAUACACAUAACCUCCUCUUGGAUACUAUGCCAGACGAGCCAGAAUGGACUCUUACAGAUAGACAUACAUUUAUAGACGAGUCUAUUCUCCGAACAUUGAAUAAGCAAGUCAGACAAUUUACUGGUUCUGGUAACACCCCUAUGGUUUAUCCUUUGCGGCCUGUUUUAGAAGAAAUGCAAAUGAAUGCAGAGGAAGGAGGUGACAAGCGGUCAUUGAAAAUGUGCCAGGCCGUCAUAAAGGCCAUGAGGAGUCGCCCGGAUGAUAACUACGUUUCUUAUAGAAAGGGCCUUGGAGUUGUAUGUAAUAAGAAGGAAGGAUUUGAACAAGAUGAUUUUGUUGUUGAGUUUUUAGGAGAGGUCUAUCCAGCUUGGAAAUGGUAUGAAAAGCAGGAUGGUAUUCGGUCCCUGCAGAAAAAUAGUCAAGAACCAGCUCCUGAAUUUUACAACAUAUAUCUGGAGAGGCCAAAGGGUGAUCUUCACGGGUAUGAUCUUGUUGUUGUUGAUGCUAUGCACAAAGCAAAUUAUGCAAGCAGAAUUUGUCACUCAUGCAGGCCGAAUUGUGAAGCAAAAGUUACAGCUGUGGAUGGUCAAUACCAAAUUGGUAUUUAUUCUCUAGUACCAAUUGGUUAUGGUGAAGAAAUCACCUUUGAUUACAACUCUGUGACAGAGAGCAAGGAAGAAUAUGAAGCGUCGGUUUGUUUGUGUGGUAGUCAAGUUUGCAGAGGGAGCUAUCUGAAUCUGGCUGGGGAAGGAGCAUUUGAGAAGGUUUUGAGGGAUUCUCAUGGAGUUCUAGAUCGUCAUAAGUUAAUGCUAGAGGCUUGUGAUGCUAAUAUUAUCGUACAAGAUGAUUAUCUUGACCUGGCAAGGGCUGGUCUGGGACCUUGUUUGCUUGACGGAUUACCUGAUUGGCUUGUUGCUUACUCGGCUCAUCUGGUGAGGUUCAUAAACUUUGAGAGGAAAAAACUACCUGAUGAAAUUCUGAAGCAUAAUUUAGAGGAAAAGAGGAAAUUUUUUUCAGACAUAUGCCUUGAGGUUGAGAAGAAUGAUGCUGAGAUUCAGGUCGUGCUGAGAUCCAUGUUCUGUUAUCCUGUUUGUUCUGUCUGUUUUCCUUCGAGUGUUAACCUUCUCUUUGAUAUUCAGGCUGAGGGUGUAUAUAAUGCAAGGCUUCAGAAUAUUGCACUCACUCUUAAUAAGGUAAAGUAUGUCAUGAGGUGUGUGUUUGAGGAUGCCAAGAAUGCUCCGCCACCGAUUGAAAAACUUACUGCAGAAGGAAUGGUUUCAGUCCUCUGGAAAGGGGAGGGUUCCUUGGUUGAGGACUUGCUGCAUUCCAUGACACCUCAUUUAGAACCAAAUCUACUUAUCGAUCUCAAAUCCAACAUUCAAGCUCAUGAUCCAUCUGGUUCCGAUAACAUUGAGACUGCACUCCGCAAGUCUUUGUUAUGGUUGAGGGAUGAGUUACGAAAUUUUCCAUGUAGCAAGAAGUGUCGGCAUGAUGCUGCUGCUGACUUGAUUCAUAUAUAUGCUUAUACAAAAGUGUUUUUUAAGAUUCGGAAGUACAAGUCUGUUACAUCUCCCCCAGUCUACAUCAGCCCCCUAGAUUUGGGUCCCAAGUAUGCUGAUAAAAUGGGGUCAGGCUUCCAGGAAUAUUGCAAGACGUAUGGUGAGAAUUAUUGCUUGGGUCAGUUGAUCUAUUGGUACAGCCAGAUGAAUGCUGACCCAGACUGUCGACUAGUGAGAGCUCGCAAAGGUUGCUUGUCGCUGCCCGAUUUCUCCUCCUACUAUGCAAAGACUCAAAAGCCAUUGCGAGAACAUUACAGUUUACGAACUGUGCGAUUUAUGAUGUCACGGAUGGAGAAAGAACCGCAAAGGCCAUGGCCGAAAGAUCGAAUAUGGCUAUUCAAGAGCAACCCUAAAUUUUUUGGCAGUCCAAUGCUGGACGCCGUCCUCAAUAAAUGUCCCCUGGACAAGGAGAUGAUGCAUUGGCUCAAGACUAGACCGGCAGUGUUUCAAGGCUGAUGAGCAAGUGCAGCAGCCAUGCCACCAUAUCCCUCCAUUCCUGGUGCGUCCAUUGACCACAUUCUUUUGUUCUCUGUCAAAUAGGACUCCCCUUAGCCGUGGAGAGUUGCUUGUCUGAAGCAGCAUUUCCACACUUGUACAGUUUCCCCAGCAUGUAAUUUGUAUUUUGAUUUAUUUAGGAUAGUUGAUCAUUGAUCCAAUGUAGUAUUUCUCUCUCUCUUUUUUUUUUAAGUUCCUUCUGGUAGUUUUUGCCUGACACAAUGUACAGAUAUCAAUCUAGUUGAUAGUAGGCAUGGAAUCACCAUAUGGCAAGUUCUUGUGCUAUGUUUCUUUGUAAUCACAGCUACUCUUGGCUUCAAUAUUAGUCGAGUGUUUAACUUUUA